Messenger RNA from Aspergillus pseudotamarii, 573 nucleotides. RefSeq lists its product as uncharacterized. The record is from RefSeq and is a predicted model, not a curated record. Bases 1 to 573 code for a protein of 190 amino acids. Lineage: Eukaryota; Fungi; Ascomycota; Eurotiomycetes; Eurotiales; Aspergillaceae. The transcript has a single exon.
AUGAAGUUCUCCAUCUCAUCUGCUUUGCUGAUCACUGCUACUAUUUUCUCCGUUGGUAAUGCUGCUCCCCCAAAUCUCCCAGCGCCAUGUUUGGAGAUCCCUCAGGCCCUCAGUCAGCAGCCCACCAGAAUGAUGCAAUACUUUAAUGCACAGGUCUGUGAGAAUGCCCGGUGUGUUAGCACAAUCAACGAGUACAACCAGUAUCUCCACAACAACAUCGUCCCGCAACUCAUCCAGGACGUAAACAACAACCUGGGUGUAUCUGCCAAUGAGCAGGCGUUGCUUAACCAAUUCCGCACUCAGCUGGUCGCAGUAGUGCAGCAGAGCUGCGCAGCUGAAGGAAAUAGGCCUCUGUGCAACAACCCGGAAGGACUGCUUAAUUAUAAUACCUGUGUUACCAGAGCCACCCAGCCGAUUCUGGAGCAGCAAGCCAACCAGCUAUCCAACACAGCUCAGCUUACCAACGAGAAGUGCCAGAAGAUCAAACAGCUCAUCUCUGACGAGACGAUGUGGUCCAAGAAUCUUCCUGGAUACAUUGACCAAUUCGCUGCCAUGUGCAAGAAGGGCAACUAG